This is a messenger RNA of Capsicum annuum, 1100 nucleotides long. Its product is annotated as (3S,6E)-nerolidol synthase 1. Lineage: Eukaryota; Viridiplantae; Streptophyta; Magnoliopsida; Solanales; Solanaceae. The record is from RefSeq and is a predicted model, not a curated record. Gene Ontology annotation, molecular function: terpene synthase activity; magnesium ion binding.
UCUAUUCAAAUAAAUACCACAAAAUAUAUAUCUUAGAGCAAAUUAAUACUAUCUUCCAUGGCAAUAAUUAGAGCCUUCUCCCCUUCAGAAUAUCCCUCUAUGCACAUUAAAACUAGUACUGGCCAGAUUGGAAGAAGAAGUAUUCAAGUUUCAUGCAGAAGCUCAAACAAGUGGACUGUUCAAGAAAAUCCUCUCAAAGAAACCUCACGUAGCCAAACGAGCUACAAUCACGAUGGAUUUAAUAGUACCAAAUUUGCACAGCUUGUGAAUGAUGUAAAGUAUGCACUAAGGACAGAAAGAAAUGGUAAUCGUUUGGAUAAUCUUGCCUUAGUUGACGCCCUUCAACGUAUGGGAAUUGAGCACCACUUUCAAGAAGAGAUUGACUCAAUUUUACAAAAGGAGUAUGAGGAUAGUACUUGUUUUGUCAAGUACCAAAAUCCGUAUGAUGUUUCACUUUCUUUCAGACUUUUGAGACAAGAAGGAUACCACGUGCCAGCAGAUGUAUUUACAAAAUUCAAGAACAAUGAUGAUGGAACAUUUGGAGUAAACUUGAGUCAAAAUGUCGGUGGAUUAAUUGGUCUAUAUGAAGCAGCACAACUUGGUGUAGAAGGUGAACACAUACUUGAUGAACUUGCAAAUUUCAGUGGUGAGCACCUCAAUGCACGUCUUACAAAUAAUGACUCAUGUGUUCAAGCUAGACUUAUUAAAGAAACAUUGAAGUAUCCAUACCACAAGAGUUUAGCAAGUUGCAAGGCCAAAAGCUUCAUCGGUAACUUUAAAGGAAUUAAUGGAUGGGGAAGAAGUACCUUACAGGAAUUGGCAAAUAUUGAGUACUCCAUAACAAAAGAGAUACAUCAACAUGAACUUGCUCAAGUUUCGAGGUGGUGGAGAAGUCUUGGUUUAGCUGAAGAAUUGAAGCUUUUGAGAGACCAACCAUUAAAAUGGUAUACUUGGCCAAUGGCAGUCCUAACAGAUCCAAGAAUGUCACAACGAAGAAUUGAGCUAGCAAAAUGCAUCACUUUUGUUUAUGUCAUAGAUGACAUCUUUGAUCUUUAUGGCUCUGUUGAAGAGUUAACUCUCUUCUCUCAAGCUGUCAAUAG